CUCCCGGCUCAUCCCGAGCAUCUCCCGGCUCAUCUCGAGCAUCUCCCGGCUCUCCCCGAGCAUUCCCGACUCGUCCCAGCCCGCCCCCCCUGCUCCGGCCGUUUCUCCAGGGAAGAUGCUCAACGUUAUGGAUUUCUCCUGCUCGGAUCCGCUUUACUCCAAGUACGAGGAGAGCUGCGAGAUGAAAACCGGAGACCUGCAGGGCUUGGGGCAGCCUGAGCAGCAACUUCUGGCAGAGGCCGAUUUCCUCGGAGGUGAGCUGGUGGGCAUCCCGGCGAGCGGCGGGGCCGUGGAUUAUUCCCUGCUGGGCAGCCAACCCUCCCCUUCCCUCAGCUACACCGGCAGCUUCUUCAUCAAGGCGGUACCGGAGCAUCCCCAGGACCAGGAAUCCCUGUUCAACCUGAUGUCGGGCAUCCUGGGCAUCUCCCCCUUCUCCUCCUCUUCCGAGAGCCACCCGAGGCACCUGGAUGCUCUUUACCCCUGUCCCGAGGUGGCUCAGGGCCAGCUGGACCUUUACCCCACCUGCCAGCCCGAGAUGAGCGGAUCCACCCAAGCCCCAUUCCCGGAGCAGGGAUACGGCGGAUUCCCCGCGGCCGAGGGGGCUCAGCCCCUGCAGGCACAGCCCGCCUUGGGAAACACCUCCCAGUGCUUCUUCCAGCCCAAGCUCCUGGACAACAAGCAGGACAUCAAGCUGUCCUCUGGCUCCCCGCCCCUGGACAAGUUCAAAGCCCCCUGUGCCCAGUGGGAGCCCCUUGCCCAGCACCAGGCCUACUUGCCCGCCGGAUACCCUUCUCCCGAAGCGUUCCCGGCUGGAGAGAGCAGCCAGGGGCUGUUCCACCCGCUGGGCUCCAAGAUGGAGAGCGUCCUGUCCGUGAGCUGCCAGUCGGAGCUGGGCAGCCUGGCAGAGGAUGCUGCCUGCUUUGGAGCCCAUCUGGGAUUCGGCUGCGAGCCAGAAAACUUCCCGGCCCGCGGGGACUUCGCCGACGCCAAGAUCCACAACAUCCCUCCUCCACUGAUGCCGGAAUUCGACGCCACCGCCUUGGCCCAGCCGGAGGUGCUGCCGGGCCUGAUGAGCUCGGCCGAGCUCCUCCACCCUCACCCCUCGCCCUCCGUGCCCCCCUCCACGGACUUUUUGGGCCACGCCGCCGCCGCCUCCUCCUCCCUGCCUUCCCUGCUUCCCGCCAACCCUCCCGCCUUGGCCCAGGAGCCCAAGAAGAAAACCCGCCGCACCAAGUGCUCCUCCAAGUGCUUCUGCCCCAAGCCCCACGAGAAGGCCUUCGCCUGCCCCGUGGAGAACUGCGUCCGCAGCUUCGCCCGCUCCGACGAGCUCAACCGGCACCUCCGCAUCCACACGGGCCACAAGCCCUUCCAGUGCCGCAUCUGCCUGCGGAAUUUCAGCCGCAGCGACCACCUGACCACCCACAUCCGCACCCACACGGGCGAGAAGCCCUUCUCCUGCGACACCUGCGGGCGCCGCUUCGCCCGCUCCGACGAGAAGAAGCGCCACAGCAAAGUCCACCUGAAGCAGAAGGCCCGGACCGAGGAGAAGCUCAAGGGCCUGGGGUUCUUCUCCGUGGGUCUCUCCUUCGGGACGCUGUGAGACCUCCGGCGUGAGCAGCGCC
This is a messenger RNA of Manacus vitellinus (golden-collared manakin), 1622 nucleotides long. It is a transcript of the gene EGR4, whose product is annotated as early growth response 4. Gene Ontology annotation, molecular function: RNA polymerase II cis-regulatory region sequence-specific DNA binding; DNA-binding transcription factor activity, RNA polymerase II-specific. Lineage: Eukaryota; Metazoa; Chordata; Aves; Passeriformes; Pipridae. Bases 116 to 1600 code for a protein of 494 amino acids. Gene Ontology annotation, biological process: regulation of transcription by RNA polymerase II. The transcript has 2 exons. The record is from RefSeq and is a predicted model, not a curated record.